Messenger RNA from Manihot esculenta (cassava), 808 nucleotides. RefSeq lists its product as uncharacterized. The record is from RefSeq and is a predicted model, not a curated record. The transcript is spliced from 4 exons. Bases 74 to 589 code for a protein of 171 amino acids. Lineage: Eukaryota; Viridiplantae; Streptophyta; Magnoliopsida; Malpighiales; Euphorbiaceae.
GAAAGCCCACUCUCGCUUUAUAGACCCAGUUGCCAAGUCUCUUUUUGCGACUACAGCAAGAGGAAAAGGAAAAAUGGAGUGGCAUAGGAGGCCAAACAGGAGUGACAUUCAUUUAUCGGCAGAGCAGGAGGCCAAAAUUCAAGAGGAAACUAGAGAACAUUUUGAUGGAUUGGCUCCAAAGCGCCACACUAAACCUCAACGCAGUGAGUUUUCUGCUCAAUAUGUGGAUGCUUUCCCCUUCCCCGUUUCUCUUCCUAACCACUCUUCCAUCCCUGAGCUUCUUGAGUUUCAACGUCUCCAAACUGAUCCUCAGAAGCUAGUUUACAAUGGUGAAGGCCGAGUUAGCGAGGAGUUUGUGGCGACAGAGUACUACGAAGAUCUCAACUGCGUUGACAAGCAGCAUCACACGACAGGAACAGGGUUCAUCAAAAUGGAGAAUGCAAAUGGAAAAUGCUUCUGCUUAGCACCAGAUCCGGUAUCCCUCUGCCAUCCCUCUUGCAGAGGAAAUCCAGCAACUAAUGAAUGGAUUCCAGCUGCUGACGAUACUGUCACUUUUGCUUCAGACAAGCCCAGAAGGAGUGACAAUUGAAAUGCAGGAUGACUGGGAUGCGAUGUCUUCAAGUUAAGAGCUAGCUACGUAUUCCAAAUGCUGUGUACCUUACCUCUUAUUGUCACUAUGUGACAAAGAGGGCUUGUCUACUAUUGCUAAGUGUGGUUAUAAUUGCAAUGUAACUUAACUUUGGAUGCUGAUGAUAUUUGAAAGUUAAAUCUAGCUUUCUGAAUAAGCCAGUUUUUAAUAUUUCGGUUA